UAUUUUCACAUGCGAUAAGCUCAGGGUUAACUAAGCCAAACCGAUCAAGUUGUUGAAAUAUUUUGGACCCUCAUUUCCCGAUCAUGUCCACCGCUCCCUCCGCCGCUCCGGCCGCCGCGACCCCACUGAUCCCCUCCCUCCCGGACGACGUCGCCGUGAACAUCAUAGCGCGAGUCCCCCGUUCCCACCACCCCACUCUCUCCCUCGUCUCCAAGGCCUUCCACUCCCUCCUCUCUUCCCCUCUCCUCUUCUCCGCGCGCCGCCUCCUCGGCUGCACUGAGCCCUCCCUCUACCUCGCCCUCCGCCACCCCUCCUCCCCUUCCCACCUCUGGUUCACCCUCUACUCCAACGCCAACCCAAACCCCGCCGCUCCGAAGCAGCACCGACUCUUCCCCAUAGCCCCCAUCCCUUCCCCUUCGGUCGGCUCCACUUUCGCCGCCCUCGGCCCCCUGAUCUACGUCCUCGGUGGGUCCGUCAAUGAUGUGGCCUCGCCCUGCGUCUGGGUGCUUGACUGCCGGUUCCACCGGUGGAAGCCUGGACCCGCCAUGCGGGUGGGGCGGGAGUUUGCUGCUUCGGGCGUGGUCGGGGAGAAGGUUUACGUCUUGGGUGGAUGCACUGUGGAUUCGUGGUCCCGAGCCAACCAUUGGGCGGAGGUCCUGGACCCGGGUGCCAGAACGUGGGCGGCAGUUCCGUCCUCAUCGGUUGAGGUGAGGGAGAAGUGGAUGCAUGCUAGCGCCGUUGUGGAUGAGAGGAUCUAUGCCAUGGCAGACCGGGGCGGGAUCGUGUACGAUGUGGACAAGGAGGUUUGGGAGAGUGUGGAAAGUGAGCUCGACAUGGGAUGGAGAGGGAGGGCUUGUGUGAUUGACGGGGUUUUGUAUUGCUAUGACUAUCUGGGGAAGAUUAGAGGGUUUGAUGUGAAGGAAGGGGUUUGGAAGGAGUUGAAGGGCGUGGAAAAAGGGCUACCGAAGUUCUUGUGCGGUGCAACGAUGGGGAAUUUGAGCGGGAAUUUGGUGGUGGUUUGGGAGGGGAAGGGUGGUGGGAAGGAGAUGGAGGUCUGGUGUGCUGAGAUUGCUGUAAAGAAGGACGAGCAUGGGGAAUUAGUGGGGUGUAUUUGCUGGUCGGAUUCGAUCCUCAAGGUAUCCAAUGGAUCUUCCAUUGUCAGUUGCUUGGCGGUGGCAUUGUGAUCCCGGUUGGGUCAAUGGAUGCUUGUAGUGGACUGGUAGUAGAAUUUUUUCCGCGAGGACGCACAUUGACAUUGAGGAGGAUGUUUGUUUGCUCGGAAGAUUGGAUAUGCCUUAUAUGGAAGGGUGGCCAUCAAUAGAUCGGGGGACAAGUGGUACAACAUGGUUUUAUUAUGUUCGAACAGUUGACAUGGAAAGACCUACGUUUCAAGUACCUGUCUCACAUCAUUGAUUUAUGUUAUUACUCUCAAUCCAUAGGUACUGAAUAGCUGAGGUAUAUCAUGGUGAACGAUCAUUCCAGCAUGAGGUGUACCUUACUAUCUGUAAUGGGCUGUGUAAGCAAGUCUCUUUGUAUGAAUUUCAUGGAUCUCCUCUACGAGAGGUGGUCUCACAUGGCCUGCCAUUUAUCAUGUCAUAAACUAUAAUAUUAAUGAACAAAGAGUACAAACUAUUCUUAAGAAUGACUUUAUAGGUUUGAUACCUUCAUCCUUUUGAGCUAUGGAACUAAAAAACUUUUGAACAAUUAGCAUCAGACAAUAGUUGGAAAGCAUGGCUUUAUGGGCACGGAUUCCUCGAAGGAUGAGGAGAUGAUCGAAAUCAAUAGAGUUGAUAGAGUUAGAUCUUUUAGAGAGUUUUGAAGAAUUUGAGCAAUGAACCGUGAUGUUGGUUAACAGUAUCAUCUAGAGGGGGUGAAUAAGUGAUUUCAAGAAACUUGAUAAACUAUUGCGGAAUUAAAAGCAUCAACUUUGAUUUAAGCGUAUAAGCAGUGAGUAGAUAUAUGCAGAAAUGAUGCUCUGGGAGCUUUAUAGUGAUUCGGCUUGUAUUAAGCCUACAUCCACUCUCCUAGACUAACAAUCUACUACUAGCUAGAUUUCACGAGCAAUCUUUGAGCAGUUAUAGUAGUUGUGCUGCUUAUACUCAAGAACUUCUUCUCAAAGCUGGUGCUGCUUAUACCAAGCUGAUAGAUCUUACUAUCUCAUACCUAAGCACAACUAUAACACUAACACACUUCUCAAGAGAUUACAAUUUUUAGUACACAAAAGACAAUAUAAGAAGGUAUAGCUCUCUCUAUUAUUGGAUUGGAUUUCUCUCUUAAUCAAUCUCUAUCUUUGGCAUCUUGUUGAUC
This is a messenger RNA of Rhodamnia argentea, 2307 nucleotides long. Its product is annotated as F-box/kelch-repeat protein SKIP6. Gene Ontology annotation, molecular function: protein binding. Lineage: Eukaryota; Viridiplantae; Streptophyta; Magnoliopsida; Myrtales; Myrtaceae. The transcript has 3 exons. The record is from RefSeq and is a predicted model, not a curated record. The coding region runs from base 84 to 1184 and encodes 366 amino acids.